AAGCAAGUGGAGGAUGAAGGGGAAUUCAGCUACGAGCGAGGCAGUGACAUAGGGCCGGAGCACUGGGGGGAGAUCCACCGGGAGUGGGCGACGUGCGGCGCGGGGCAAAUGCAGUCCCCAAUCGACCUAGCCAACAACCAAGUGCGAGUGGUCGCCGGCCUCAGCCAGCUGCGCCGGGCUUACGGCCCAGCCAAGGCUGCCAUGAGAAACCGCGGUCAUGACAUUGAGAUAAAAUGGGAGGAAGGUGGAGGAGGGAUGUGGGUGAAUGCGACCUACUACGUUCUGAGGCAGGCACACUGGCAUUCUCCAUCAGAGCACACUAUCAAUGGCAGCAGAUACGCACUCGAGUUGCAUUUGGUGCACCAGAGCAGGGACAACAAGACUGCCGUGGUCGGAAUCGUGUACACCAUCGGUCGGCCGGACUCGUUCGUUAUGAGGAUGGAAGAAUUCAUCAGGAGAGCAAGCGACAUGGGAGGAGAAGAAGAAGAGGUGCAAUUGGGGAUCGUAGACGCAAGUGCGAUAUUAAGCAUGGGAAGCAGCCGCAACAGCGAGGAGUAUUACAGAUAUAUGGGAUCGUUAACCACACCUCCCUGCACAGAAGGUGUCACUUGGACCAUUAUCAAACAGGCGAGGACGAUUUCAUUGGAACAGAUACAGCUACUCAGAGAGGCAGUGGACAAUGAGACGAACGCGAGACCGACACAGCAAACCAACAACAGAACGAUUGCCUUGUUUAAGCCUGCAAAGUUCCACCUUUGAGAGGAGAAGCAC
Messenger RNA from Zingiber officinale, 771 nucleotides. Its product is annotated as alpha carbonic anhydrase 7-like. The record is from RefSeq and is a predicted model, not a curated record. The annotation marks the transcript as partial. The transcript is spliced from 7 exons. Gene Ontology annotation, molecular function: carbonate dehydratase activity; zinc ion binding. NCBI's taxonomy places the organism in Eukaryota, Viridiplantae, Streptophyta, Magnoliopsida, Zingiberales, Zingiberaceae.